AUGAGUAGUUCUUUUAUUUCAAAUCCUCAAAAUAGAAGAUUAUCAUUGAACUUGUAUCGAUCACUUUUGAGAAAGUGUAAUCAUUUCGAUAGUAAUCCUAAAUAUAAAGCAUUUUUUGUUACACCACCAUCUCUUCGUUAUCAACUACCGACUUUCUUCUUACCAAGUGUCUCAUUCACACAGAAUCUUAAAGUACUAUUCAGAUUAUAUGCAAAAUAUGAAUAUCCUACUCAAAAUCAAUCCGAUAAAGAACAAUCAAUUCUACAAGAUGUUGAAAUGAAGAAACCGAAUUCACUAGCAUCUGAAUCUAACCUUUCACCAGAGAUCAAUGAUAUCAUUGCAAGUCUACAGGAAUCCGUUACCAAGAAAGCGAUAAAUAUAGAUAUUAAUGAUAUAGAUGAUCAAUCAUUAAAAACAACAGCAACAAACAACAUAAAUAAUAGCAUUAAUGAUAAUAAUAAUAAUGUUAAAAUAGAUAAAGAUAAACAAAAAGAAUCAAAUAAUAAUAAUAGUAUAGUAACACCAAUACCACUUGUCAAUUUAAAUAGUAAUAAUACCGUUGCCUACGAGUUCGGUGAUCGGUGUACUACAGGAUCAAUUCGACAAUGCACCGCAACUGAAGAACCACCAGUACUCAAAGAAUCUCGUACAACACUUUCGAUUCAGUGCGAAGCGACCACUCUCACCAUUCACCAAGACACCGUGGUACUGCGGUGGUCCGUCGUCGAUCGAGCACACCUCACACAUCGUCAAAGGUCUCGAAGGUCUGCCAAUGACUCAGAUCAUACAUCCAUUCAGUCGGGUAAGUUGUUGACAACAUCAACGUUAAUAGCAAAGUUGAUAAUAGUAUUAAUGUUUAUGUUUAUGUUUAGUGAUAAGAUAAAAACAAAAGAGAUUCCACAUGAAUCGGUUAUGAUGAUGGUUGGUUGCUCACUUUGGAAACCGGGAGAAUUGAGAAAGUUGAUCGAUCAAGGUGCUUGGUUCCAAGCGGAUUGCACAAACGAACAGAUCUUCAAGUUGGGUAAGGACGAGAAGUUCUGGGCAGAGGCAUUACAAUCGAUGGGUGGUGAUUAUCGUGAUUUAAUUAAUAAUUAA
Heterostelium album PN500 is the source of this 1095-nucleotide messenger RNA. RefSeq lists its product as uncharacterized. Bases 1 to 1095 code for a protein of 364 amino acids. The transcript has 4 exons. The record is from RefSeq and is a predicted model, not a curated record. NCBI's taxonomy places the organism in Eukaryota, Evosea, Eumycetozoa, Acytosteliales, Acytosteliaceae.